Beauveria bassiana ARSEF 2860 is the source of this 1665-nucleotide messenger RNA. RefSeq lists its product as uncharacterized. Bases 1 to 1665 code for a protein of 554 amino acids. The transcript has 2 exons. NCBI's taxonomy places the organism in Eukaryota, Fungi, Ascomycota, Sordariomycetes, Hypocreales, Cordycipitaceae. The record is from RefSeq and is a predicted model, not a curated record.
AUGCCUCCCACAUCUGAAGACGAAAUUCCUGAAGACGCUGAGGAAUGGUUUGAUAUGGUUCAAGAGGCCAACGAAAUUAGUUCGAAAGCUUCGAUGCAUAUUGCCCAUACCAACUAUCAUUCAGGAUCAAGAAUCCGUCACUCGGAGUUCCUUCACCUUCGAGCCUUUUGGCAGCCGCACGAGGAAGGCGUUCAUGUCUUGCGUCAUUACAUGAGCGAUGCUGAAGUGGAGGGCUCGAGCUUUAAAGGCUAUGUUUCCCCGAAGAACAUGAAUCUCGCCGGUAUCAUCUGCCGAAAUCUCAGCGGCCACUGGCGCGAAUAUCGCGCUCAAAUCAACGCAAAUGCCAGUUAUCUUACCUCCGACCAAAGCGCGGGCCCCUGGUCCUUGGUACGUAUGUGGCAGUGUCUUGUCGCUCUGCACACCAAGAAAUCCGAUCGGCAGAAGAGUCCAGACAUUGAAGACGACUACAGCCACAUCAUCAAGACCGGUUAUACCUACAAGGCCGAGUCCCGAAGCAGCGGCGUGACAAGAGAACCCCAAAGCGCGCAGUUUGUUAAUCUACCGCUACAAACUCCUGAACGUAGGUCGCGGCCCGCAGUGGCAAUACAUGGCACGCCGGCGGCUAUAUCUUACAGCAGCGGGAUGUCGGUGCCCGGCAACGUUCAGUCGGUGGACGAGAUGUACUCCAACAUGGCGCUCCUCUUGUUUUUGCAGGCAGCAACCACCGAGGCCUCCGAAUACUUGGAGAACAUGACCUGGAUCCCGCCUCGGCUUGCCCUCAAGCUCACGGCCGCCACGGCCGCGGGAAACGGCGCCAAGAUCGUUGAGCUCAUGAGGGCACUAGUCGACGGCUACCUGUGCAAGCGCCACGGCAGAGAAUUUGAGGAUGCGCCGCUAGCCAUCUGCGAGGCGAAGCCGUUCGUACGGAGUGAGCAUAUUUCUAAGACGCAGCGCCAAGAGACAGCCGAAAUGGCAUCGUGGAUCGCACAUCACGGCGACAGCAAAAACGGCCUUCUGCAAGAUUCCGCGAGUGGAAGGAAACGCCGCCUCAUGAUAUCGCAGGACCGCCACGAGAUUUACAUCAUCAUCGGCGAGUACGGUGAUAAGUAUCAAGACUACAUCAGGGGCAAGAUAGAGCUCAAGGCCACGGCAGAUGAGCCGACCACCUCGCACGAGUACCAAAGUCAUCGUCAUCAGGCAGCGGGCUCCGAAGCUACCGUAAAACUAGCUCGAGCAAUUGAGGACAUUUACUUUCUAGACGACCAGCCGACGCAACAGCAGCAACAGAAGGGUCAGAAGGGUCAGAAGCGUACAGAUUCAACGGCGUCAUCGAAUACCUCUGUUCGCACCAUGUCCACUCGUGCGCGUACGAAGGCGGCCAAUGACGCACCUCAGGCAGACGAAUUCCUCAUUAUGCAUCAAUUUGGGCCGUUUCUGACCCACAAAGAUGACCACAUGGAGAUUCUUUUGCGCCGGAUCGUUGCCUUUAUGCUGGAGCUGCGCGGCGACGAGAGCCAGAGGUCUACCAGCCAGAGGUCUACCGAGAAAGAAAUCCUUGGCAGAUUUCCUCCGCCUAAUGAAGAAUUCCUCGCGCAAGAUCUGUCACGGUCGUUUCCGCCGCGUUCCGAGAUGAAGAUGCACCCUUCUGAGAAAUACCGAUACUGA